Pangasianodon hypophthalmus (striped catfish) is the source of this 1957-nucleotide messenger RNA. RefSeq names its product HEN methyltransferase 1 (gene henmt1). Gene Ontology annotation, molecular function: RNA methyltransferase activity; O-methyltransferase activity. NCBI's taxonomy places the organism in Eukaryota, Metazoa, Chordata, Actinopteri, Siluriformes, Pangasiidae. Bases 198 to 1376 code for a protein of 392 amino acids. Gene Ontology annotation, biological process: piRNA processing; RNA methylation; siRNA processing. The record is from RefSeq and is a predicted model, not a curated record. The transcript has 6 exons. Gene Ontology annotation, cellular component: nucleus; cytoplasm.
UUGUACUGCACUCAGCCACUAGAGGCCCUCAGAGACAUUUGGCUUCACUCUUCCACCCCUGUUAACGACGUCCACCCAUUUAUUUAUAGUUAUUUGUUUAUCAUCAAACCUCCAGGUCAACCACAAGGGCGCGUGAGCUCGCAGGAGAAAUCCACGCCCAUUGUAAGACACUGGGUGAAGACUGCACGUGUUCAGGGAUGCUCAGGAGCAGCAUGAGCAGCUUCUUCUCACCUCCUCUGUACAUACAGAGGCACCAGUUUGUGAUUGAGUUUGUUAAAAAGUACAGACCCAGAACGGUGUUGGAUUUAGGAUGCUCUGAAUGUUUCCUCCUGAGAAAACUCAGAUUUCAUCGCUACGGUGUUGAGUUACUGGCAGGAGUGGAUAUCGACUGCGCCGCCAUCCGACGAAACAUGUAUGCACUGGCUCCACUCAUGACUGAAUACCUACAGCCAAAUGCUAGACCACUUACAAUCAAGCUUUAUCAAGGCUCCAUCACAGAAACAGAGCCAUGCACCAAGGGCUUUGAUCUGAUCACCUGCAUUGAAGUCAUGGAGCACCUUCAGCUUUGGGAAGUGGAGAGGUUUUCAGAGGUUUUGUUUGAAUACAUGGAGCCACGCACUGUGAUAAUAAGCAUGCCAAAUGCAGAAUUCAAUCCUUUAUUACCAGGACUAAUAGGCUUCAGACACAAAGACCACAAAUUCGAGUGGACCAGAGCACAGUUUCAAGCUUGGGCCGAUGGAGUUUGCAGGAAAUAUGGCUACUCGGUAGAGUUCACAGGAGUAGGAGAGGCUCCUGGGGAGAUUAGAGAUGUCGGCUUCUGCUCCCAGAUUGGCGUUUUCCAAAGAGUUGUUGGUGAUUUAAAUACACAAAGGAACAACACAGAGGAGGAGCCUACGGUAUAUCAACUGCUGUACAGGGUGGUUUACCCAAGCCUCUGUGACAACAAUAUCUUCCAGAGGACUCUAGUUAGUGAAGUCCUAUACAGAGCAGAGCAGCUGAAGAAGGAAUGGCUGGAGGGUCAGGAAGGUGAGCAGUGUGAUUUCACCUCCUGUGAACUCAUGCUACCAUCUGAGGCAGCGAGGCAGGCAAGGGAGGAAGAGGAGCUGUACAGGCAAGGGAGUUGGGUGUGUGUGCCACUUCUGCGUGUGUGGGCUGGUUCCAGAGUGCAAGCUCUGUGCAGGAAUAUCCAGCAACUUCGAGACACACUGUUGGUGGACUUGCGAGUGCAGCUAGAUGCUGACAGAGAUACCAUAAUGCUGCCUAAUGGUUAUGAAGAGGAGGAAGACGAAGAGGAAAUGGACGAGGGUGAGAAGGCAGAACGUGUGUCAAGGUCUGUGAAUGACAAUGUAGAGGAGGACUGGGAAAGUGAAAUUUGAUAAUUCCUUACCUCAGGGAUAUCGGUAUCAAUGGAACUAUAACACCUUGCAUUCACUGGCCCUCUUGUCAGGUUUACCUUCCAUAUAGGACAAUAAUAGAAUUACUGACUGGCCAAUCUGUUAUUAUGCACAAUUUAUCAACUCCCCCUAACAACAGUGGAGAAAUAAUAGCUGACUAUUUCAGUCAAUUUUGUUCUGUUGAGUAAAUUUCUUGAUAUUAAUGUAUCUUAUUAAGUAACUUAAGCAUUUUAAAAUUUAGUGCCUUUCAUCUGUACAGUGUGGAAGUGCUCUAUUUUGAUGGGAACAUCAUGGACAUUAACAGUCUAUAUCUGAACAAUUUGUGGGAAAAGCUCACAUACAGUGGAUAUAAAAUGUCUACACUCCCCUGUUAAAAUUGCAAAUUACAAAAAGUUUUUGUAAUAGAAGAAAAUUAAACAACGAUAAAUCAUGUCAGAACUUUUUCCACCUUUAAUGUCAUGUAGCAACCAACAAAAUUUAAGUGAAAAACAAAUAUAAAAAAUUUAAGGAAAAAAAAAAAAAAGUGGAAUUAUUGCCAAAAGGGAGCCGAGGGGUCAUUUGUG